Messenger RNA from Dendroctonus ponderosae (mountain pine beetle), 2298 nucleotides. Its product is annotated as protein RCC2 homolog. Bases 453 to 1886 code for a protein of 477 amino acids. The transcript is spliced from 8 exons. The record is from RefSeq and is a predicted model, not a curated record. NCBI's taxonomy places the organism in Eukaryota, Metazoa, Arthropoda, Insecta, Coleoptera, Curculionidae.
CAAAGUGUUAACGAUUUAACUAUAAAUUCCUGCAUAAUCUACACAGUUUUUCAAUGGUGGAACUGAAGAAGCCGAAUGCUUUGCAGCAAGCGCUUUAAAGACUUAGGUUAUGUUGUUAUUUAAUCUGUUUAUGUCGCAGCUGAUUGCCGAAUUGCGAAUCAAGGGGCGACGUACGUUACGAAACGCGCAGCAUGCAAUUGAUAGGCUGACGUUUGGGCAUUAAUAACAUUUAUGUUGGCAAUAACUAAUAAUACAAACAACAAGGAAAAAUACCGUUAAUCAAAGGCAAAAAGGAAAAAAGAAGAAGUGGGAGAGGACGAGGCUUGUUGGGACGCAAGGGCAGGCACGCACGGCCGCUGAUUCGUCCAAAGCAGAGCAAUUUAGCCAUUUUGUUUUUGCUGUAGAAAAAACCGGCUCGUACGUAGACAAAGGAGAAAGUCAGCAGCCGCACGAUGUCCUCCAAAAGAAAGAAGAUGCCAAUGAAGAAACAAGCCGCCAAGAAAGCGAAACGCAAGGAGGAGACCGACGAUUCUGAUCUUACCGAUGGGGGUGAGGGAGAUGCCCCCCAACCUGACGAAGUCUUGAUUGCAGGCCAUGGGGACGUUUUAGAUGAGCUGAGUCCCCUUCCUCAAGAACUGCUAAAUACGCUACUGCAGCCUGUAGGUCAAUUAGUAUUUUUCGGAGCCGUAAACUGGGAUGCGGCAGGCAAACGAGAGUUCAAAGGCGUCAAGAUGGUUCCCAAUUUAUGGUCUCCACAUCGAUUCGGCGAUUGGAAGGUUCGUCUGGCCGUCAGCGGAUGUACUGCAGCUCAUAACGUGCUGGUAGACGGUGAUGGCAAAACCUAUACUUUCGGUCGAAAUCCUCAGGGCCAGCUGGGUCUCGACAACACCACGUCCACUGCAAAGCCUCUGCUCGUUCCCGCGUUGGAGAAAAUGAACGUGAUUAGUGCGGCAUGUGGGAGGCAUCACACUUUGUUUCUGACUGACACUGGCACCGUAUAUGCUUGUGGUGACAACAAGUCGGGACAAUGUGGGGUGGGAAAUCUGCAGCCUCAAAUCCUAACUCCAACGAGAAUUAACUAUCGGGGACCACCGAUUGUUAAGAUUGGCUGUGGUGCGGAAUUUUCCGUGAUUCUCGAUAUCAAGGGGGGUCUGCAUACGUUCGGCCUGCCCGAGUACGGUCAGUUGGGCCACAACACGGACGGCAAGUACUUUAAAACGGCGACAAAGUUGUGCUACAACUUUCAGACCAGUCCUAAGCGGGUGGUACUGUACAUCGAGAAGAGCAAAGACGGGCAUGUUUCGCCUGUUGAUGUGACGGAAAUCGUCGAUUUCAGCUGCGGUCCCAAUCACACUGUUUGCAUUGACAGUCGCAAACGGGCUUUCUCUUGGGGCUUCGGCGGCUUUGGGCGGCUGGGACAUGCCGAACAAAAAGAUGAAAUGGUGCCGCGGCUAAUCAAGUGCUUUGACACCCAGUCUCGUGGGGUACGCUCUGUGCACUGUGGUUCAACCUAUACAUUAGCAAUAACGGAAUUCAAUGGAUUGUUUUUGUUUGGUCAGACUAAACGAACUGGAGAGGCAAAUAUGUACCCAAAGCCUGUUCAGGAUUUGGCCGGAUGGAACAUCACGCAUAUUGGAACAAGUCACACGUCCAUUGUGAUCUCUGCGGAUGAGACGUGCAUCGCGUGGGGCGCUGCGCCCACUUUUGGAGAGUUGGGUUUUGGCGACAUGCAGAAAAGCAGCACGGUACCGAAAGAGGUCACCAAAAUGCAAGGCAUUAAGGUAGUGGGGCUCAGUAUGGGAUACUGGCAGACUUUGAUUAUCGCAUCAGAAGAGACGCCUGAACAUAAAGCAAAAGUUGACGCCUUAAAGCUGUACGAGCCUUAGAUGCGGAUGGGCACUUACUUUAAUUACUUAUUUCUCCGACAGAAAAAACUGUCCAUUAUUGUCUGGAACUGUUGGAACUUAUUUUACACCGCUGUGGAACAGCUUUUGAUGGUAAAUGUUCAAUUUUAUUUCACCGAUGUUUGUACGGAAAAAUGAGUGGUGUCUAAUUUAUAUUCAUGAAAGUUGUUUUUGAGGUAUUGAAUAAUCAAUACUUAUUAUUGAAAAGUGUAGGGUUGAGUUGUACGACUAAGCCGACAAAACCUAUAUCACACUUCAUCGGCCCGACAGUAUUUCUGUUUUUCCCUUUAUGGAAUUCUUUUACGUAUUUAUAUCAGGUGAUUGUUUAAGUGUCAGUCCAUUUUUAUAUACUUAGUUUUUCAGGAGUUUUCCAAAUAAAUACCCCAUUUGUAUA